GACAAUGAAUCGUUCUCCCCAGGACACUGGCUCUCACAGCAUUCAUGGAGACAGGAAGCUGUAUGCUGUGGAUUCCAUAAACGACUUACACAAGCUGAACCUGUGUCCCGCCGGAUCUCAGCACGUGUUCCCACUAGAGGAGAAAAUCCCAGCUGUGGGCGCUCACUCGGGAAAUGGAGGCUACAGUCUGUGUUUUAUGGCGCUAAUCGCCGUGCUCAUUGUCAGUCUGGUCCUGGUUUCCUUCGUGAUAUUCCUAAUAGGUAAGUACCCGCUGACAUGGUUCCCACCUGUAUGCACUUGCUUUGUAGCUGGUGGUUUAGCUUUGCUCCUGUAACAAGUCAAUGCUUUCUGGCCGUCGGUGCUUACACUGAGACAAGGCGAACGCGGGUACAGUGUCACCUUGUGGCCCCUGCAUUAGCCACACCACAGUGCCAGAAGUUCACAAACACGUACAGUAAAUAUUUAAUACUGGCAUGUCUCACUUGGGGUCCCUAGCGGUCAAAUGGUAGGCAGCGUAUUCCAGUUGAUACUAGGUUGCCUUAAUCCAGUGCAUCGAUUUUUCCAUUAAUUCAGGUGUAUAACAUAGAGUCACAUUCAGUUUCCAACUCCUUCACAUGGAUUACUCUUCUGACAUUAUGUUAUACCAACAUAAACUGGUGCUCAGAUCCCCUCCUGCCAUCAGGGUGGUCUGCGGGGAAUUCUUGCACGUGGGCUUUACAGGCUGGCAAUGCAGAAUGAGCAGAGCUAUGUCAAACAGGCUGGAAACCCCC
Hipposideros armiger (great roundleaf bat) is the source of this 770-nucleotide messenger RNA. RefSeq names its product leucine rich single-pass membrane protein 1 (gene LSMEM1). Lineage: Eukaryota; Metazoa; Chordata; Mammalia; Chiroptera; Hipposideridae. The record is from RefSeq and is a predicted model, not a curated record. The transcript has 2 exons. Bases 5 to 334 code for a protein of 109 amino acids.